UGACGAUACUUCACCUUUCUCAUUCCUCAGACUCCAACCCACUUUGAUUCUGAAAGAUUUGACUGUUGUUUCCGGUCAGUCAGCUUGCCGAAGCAGUCAGAUUUCCGUCAUACUACUCAGAAUAAAAAUGGCAUCAGGAGAUGAGCUUCCAUCCCAUCUCACUGUCGAUACCCCCAACGUUCAAAUUCUUAACUCUGAGACCUCAAAAAGACUCGUCGAAAAUUUUGUAAUCGCUCUCAUGAACAAGGAGCGUUUCUACAUCCGCACAUUCUUUUCGACAUACAAAGCAUAUACCACUGCUGAAAGUGUGUUGUACAUCCUCCUGGACAAAUAUGGAAGCUUUGACACCUCAGAGGCAGAAGAGAUUCCAGUAAUCGAUUCAGUGAGCACAAACAGCGGGAACAAUGCUAACAUUCCGAGCUGUGAGGAGCUUGAAAAUCCAAUUCCUCCAGAGACAGUUCUUCCCCCCAGCUACUCUUCCAGACUCAGUCACAAUCACUUGUAUACCACCAGUUAA
Molecule: messenger RNA, 517 nt
Organism: Stegostoma tigrinum
Lineage: Eukaryota; Metazoa; Chordata; Chondrichthyes; Orectolobiformes; Stegostomatidae
Product: ral guanine nucleotide dissociation stimulator-like 1
Exons: 6
Coding region: 128-517 (129 amino acids)
Source: RefSeq, a predicted model, not a curated record